UUAAAACUUUGUGAAGCCCACUGUUUUACUCAACACCAAACACAACCCUAGAGCGCACUACGCACAAGAGCGUACUGUAGAAUCUCCCACAUUAAAUCCCAUUAACUAAAAACCACCGUUUACUUUCACCUGAUUAUUACCCUAUUUCUCAGGCGCCGAUUGUCGGAAUCUGACUCAACUGGCCUGCGUGGCCGGAAUCUGACCCAUGUCAAUUGACAGGCGCUCUACAUCAAAACCCUAAUCUUCCAUUGGUCACACUCUAUCCCACUCCUUUCUGUCUCUGCAACAAAAGCCUCGUGUAGUGGUCUCAGUUCUCAGAUUUACAAAAGAGCCCUUUUCGUUUUGCUGAAAUUGCAGUGGAGGAAAUGUGGGGAUCAGUGAAGCUUUCUUGGAUCUGGGUUUUGUUCACUUCUAUAAAUCUCAAUUUGUAGAAAUGGUUAAAUGUGCCAACUGGGUUCUAUGGUUGAGCAUUUUGGGUUGGUCAUAGAUUUUGUUUUCAGAAUCAGGUUUUGAAGUGAUCCAAUUUCUCCAUGGAAUUGAAGAAAGAGGAGGCUCUUAGAGCUAAAGAGAAUGCGGAGAAGCAAUUUGCUGAGAAAAACUUUGCCGGUGCAAAGAAUUUUGCUUUGAAGGCCCAGUCGGUGUGUCCGGACCUGGAGGGUAUAUCUCAAAUGGUGGCUACAUUUGAGGUUUAUAUUGCUUCUGAGGUCAAAGUUAAUGGUGAAACUGAUUAUUAUUCCAUUCUUGGAUUGUUGCCAACUGCAGACAAGGCAACUGUGAAGAAACAGUAUAGGAAGCUCGCUGUUUUGCUUCACCCUGAUAAAAACAAAACUGUUGGAGCUGAUGGAGCAUUCAAGCUUGUUUCUGAAGCAUGGACUCUGUUGUCAGAUAGUGCUAAGCGAAGCUCUUAUGAUCUCAGGAGGAGCCAACUAUUGUCGUCUGCAGUUGUCCAGAGAAGCUCGGCUUCAGCUCAUACUGCUGGGUUUACAGGCUUUGACAAUUGUUCCCAUUCACCAGUUACUCAUACUAGACUUGACACUUUCUGGACUGUUUGCACCUCUUGUAAAGUUCAGUAUGAGUAUCUUCGGAAGUACUUGAAUAAGAGACUCUCUUGUAAGAACUGCCGGGGUACUUUCAUGGCUGUGGAAACGGGGACAGCCCCAGUGAAUGGUUCAUUCCCUUACUGUUCAUGGUCGCACUUGCAUGAAAAUGGGUAUGGAACUCAUGGAUUCAAUGGGGUUACAUAUUUUCCUACCAAUGCAACUUUCUAUUCACGAAAUGGGGUUUCAGGAUAUCAUUCUGGACAUGGGUCUGAGUAUGUUCCAAACGUGCCAUUCCAGUGGAGUUCAUUCCCUGCUGCUUCUACUGGAAUUGGGGGUCCUAAUGGAUCAGCUGCUAAAUCUGCUGAUGUUGUUUAUCAUACCACUGAGAGCAUUAAUAGAGCAGGAGAGAAGGUUAGAUCAGGAGCCAGUGGGAAACAUGCUGUCAAAAAUGGCAUGGUGAAUGUGGGUACCGUUUGUAAUGAACAUUUAGGCUCUAAGGCCAAUAGACCUGAUAAGAAAAGGAAAAUUGAAGGUAGAGGUGCAUCUAGAAAUGGGAAUGAUGAAAUGGGUUCGAAAACGGCUACAGAAGUCACAACAGCUAAUGGAAAUGGAAAUGUUGGACUUAAUCCCAAGCUUUCCACCGCAAGUGAGACCGUAGCUAAACGUCCAUCAGUUGCGCCCGCAUUUGAUGCUAGAAAGUUGUUAAUUGAGAAGGCAAGAACAGAAAUAAGAAAGAAAUUGGAAGAGAUGAAGUUGGCUGCGGCAGCGGCGGCAGAGGCAGCAGCAGCUGCAAAAGCAGCAAGAGAAGCAGCUGAAGCAGUUGCAGCAGCUGCAGCUAGGGAGAAUGUAGAGUUACCUAAAAGAGCAUAUCUGGGAGUUCCUGGCCAUCAGUCUGAACUGCAUAGGACUGGGUCUACUACUUCAAUAACAGUCCCUGACCCAGACUUCCACGACUUUGACAAGGACAGGUCAGAGGAAUGCUUCAAGCCAAAGCAAAUAUGGGCUAUAUAUGAUGAAGAAGAUGGUAUGCCUCGCUUAUAUUGUCUGAUCCGUGAAGUGAUCUCCGUGAAACCAUUUAAAGUUCAUAUUAGUUACUUGAACUCUAAAACUGAUGCCGAGUUUGGGUCCGUAAAUUGGAUAGAUUCUGGGUUUACCAAAUCUUGUGGAAAUUUCAGGGCAUGGAAUUCUGAUAUUGUUGAACAAGUUAACAUCUUCUCUCAUUUGCUAAGCGGUGAGAAGGCUGGCAGGGGAGGCUGUGUUCGGAUUUACCCCAAAAGUGGAAAUAUUUGGGCUGUGUAUCGGAACUGGUCACCAGAUUGGAAUCGAUCAACCCCAGAUGAAGUAAGGCACCAGUAUGAGAUGGUGGAGGUUCUUGAUGAUUACUCUGAAGAGCUUGGUGUAUGUAUUGUUCCCCUUGUUAAAUUGGAUGGUUUCAAAACUGUGUAUCAGAGGAAUACUGACAAGAAUGCCAUUCAAUGGAUUCCGAGAAGAGAGAUGCUACGCUUUUCACACCAGGUACCGUCCUGGUUACUUAAAGGAGAAGCAAGUAACCUGCCAGAAGGGUGCUGGGAUUUGGACCCGGCUGCAACUCCAGAUGAGCUGCUUCAGACUGCAACUCCAGAUGAGCUGCUUCAGGCUGCAACAGAGGUGAAGGCUGAAUAGAAAUCUAGGCAAGCACAAGUAAGAAAGCCCACUUUUAGCUUUGUUCUGACAAUCCACGGUCUAAAUGUACAAAAGAUUCGAUACAUGGCUUAGGGCCAAGUCUCAGAAAAUUAGAAACUCAUGAGGAUCACAAGGUGAUCCUCAACAUUGAUUCCAGGUGAUUUUAAAGGCUUUAAUGUUAAUUGAGCAACUUAUAUGUGUAACCCCAGAUUUAUUGACUGCUUGUUUACAGAAAUGCUCUUCUUGAUCAUGGCAGCUGCACCAACUGCCAUUUAGUUAGUCAAAUAGCUACUCAUUCUUAGACGAGUGAUCUCCUGGUUGUAAAAUUAUUUGUUUCAGAUCAAUUUCUUACUGCAAUUCCCAUAAAACCUUGAUUAUUAGUUCUGUU
Molecule: messenger RNA, 3090 nt
Organism: Vitis vinifera (wine grape)
Lineage: Eukaryota; Viridiplantae; Streptophyta; Magnoliopsida; Vitales; Vitaceae
Exons: 2
Coding region: 531-2702 (723 amino acids)
Source: RefSeq, a predicted model, not a curated record